This is a messenger RNA of Manihot esculenta (cassava), 620 nucleotides long. RefSeq lists its product as uncharacterized. Bases 56 to 409 code for a protein of 117 amino acids. NCBI's taxonomy places the organism in Eukaryota, Viridiplantae, Streptophyta, Magnoliopsida, Malpighiales, Euphorbiaceae. The transcript has 2 exons. The record is from RefSeq and is a predicted model, not a curated record.
AUCGAUCAUCGUCGUCGUCAACUUUGAAUUUGAUAUAUCUGCGACUAGCUGCUGCAUGGCUAAGCCUGGAAUUGCAAAAACAAACAAGCUAAUUCUUAGGGAAGCUAGGCGCAUUCAACACCAUGCCACUAUUCUUCUAACAAUAGGACGGCAUUAUUAUCAUCAUCGUCUUCCAGCAGAAGAAUCAAGAAACUCUAUAGAUGAAGCAAAAACAAAGGAUCAAUCGUGUUGGAUACCUCAUCCUCGGACUGGAAUAUACAUGCCAAAAGGCCAUGAAAGGGUGAUGGAAGACGUACCAGAAGGUGCAGCUUUGUUUGAUCAGACUUCUUGGCUCAGGAAUGUUGAUGGUGUUGAUAGGCAUCACCCUGAUGUUCCUACAGAUUAUUACUUGCCUAAACAUUACAAUUAAUUAUAUAUUAACUUAAUUACUGCCCUUAAUCACUCCUUACCUUAUCCAUUAGCGAGAAUGUUGGCAGAACGAGAUACAACUUGUCUAGAAAAUAUAAUUACAUAUAUAUAUGAAUUUCUAUAUGUAUAAGAAUAUAUUUCUACCCUAUAUUAAGGUAUUGCUAGCAAUGUUGUCUGCCUGCUUCAUAAUCUCUUUAAUUAGAUUAAAAAAG